AUGACAUUCCGACGGGGUAAAGAUCGCCGCAGCAACAUGCACAGCAACAUCAACAAUCUCAACAACAACAACAAUAAUAAUAAUAAUAAUAAUAGCAGUAGUAAUCAGCAACUGAACUACCGAUCCCUACACAACCGGAAUCUCUCAAACCUUGCGCAGCCUUCCGACUACGAAUCUGACAUCCCAAACAACUACAUCUCGGACUCCCAAGCCCCCAACGGCUCCUCCAUGGCCACCGAUCCCUCCCAGCUAAAAACCCCCUCACGCACAAACGAAGAGCUGAACUUAUCUGUUCUCCAGCGCCACAAUCCGGCAAUCCACUCCAUUCUCUCCCUGGCCCCAUACGCCGUCGUCUACAUCUUCAGCGCCACCAAGCAGCUAUGGGAGAAGAGCGGAAUAGAGGGCACCUUGUUUGUCUGCCAGUUGACCCAGGGUGAGCUUGGCGAGGAGCGCUAUAGCGUGCUUGUUCUGAAUCGACGCGGUAUGGACAAUUUUGAAGCCCGGCUGACCGACGGCGACGACGUGGAAGUUACGGAGGAAUAUGUUAUUUUGAAAGUUGAAUCGACGGGCGCGGAACCGGGCGCGAGCACGAUCAAAUCAGCGGGUGGUCGUGAGUCGGUAAUUUACGGAUUAUGGAUCUUUUCCGAACCUGCGCCUAGCUCUACGGCUGAGGCUAGGACGUUGAAUGCCCGGAUUAUCAAGGAGUAUGCUGUGCAUGGUGGGGAGAGUAGGAAGUUUGCGCUGGAGAGGGCUGUGGUAGAGCGGAGAAAUAACGUCCUUGUUGGUGCGGCUCAUGUUGAUCAGCAUGGCGAUGAGGGAGUGCAACAGGGUGGUGUUCCCAUGGGCCGGCAGAUUUCCCUGAAGGAACUGUUCGGUCAGCAGAGGCAGCAGGAUGACGAGUGGAGUGUCAAGGUCCAUAGCCCCUCGUUGCGAAAUGUUGAUUUGGAAACGCAGUUGGCCCAGCAAAAUCUGCAAUCGGGAUAUUUUCAGCAACAAGAGAAUGGGAACUGGCCAGUACCCCCUGCUGCGCCGCCGACAAAUGGAGCCAGAAAUGAUGUCCUUGGCGCUCUUUUCCGGAAAGCGUAUCAGGGCCCUACUAAGUGA
Paracoccidioides lutzii Pb01 is the source of this 1104-nucleotide messenger RNA. RefSeq lists its product as hypothetical. The coding region runs from base 1 to 1104 and encodes 367 amino acids. Gene Ontology annotation, biological process: positive regulation of catalytic activity; deadenylation-independent decapping of nuclear-transcribed mRNA; deadenylation-dependent decapping of nuclear-transcribed mRNA. Gene Ontology annotation, molecular function: enzyme activator activity; mRNA binding. The transcript has a single exon. Gene Ontology annotation, cellular component: P-body. The record is from RefSeq and is a predicted model, not a curated record.